Anopheles stephensi (Asian malaria mosquito) is the source of this 2105-nucleotide messenger RNA. Its product is annotated as probable maltase. Lineage: Eukaryota; Metazoa; Arthropoda; Insecta; Diptera; Culicidae. The record is from RefSeq and is a predicted model, not a curated record. The transcript has 3 exons. The coding region runs from base 131 to 1870 and encodes 579 amino acids. Gene Ontology annotation, biological process: carbohydrate metabolic process.
CUCAUCAUCAUCAACAAGAUCAACUACCGGUUGCUCGGCUCCAACCUUGUGGGAAAAGCCUAUAAAAAUGCAUACUACCAAGUGCCUUGGAUCAUAGUGUGUUAGGCAACGUAGUGCAUAAUUCGUUGAAAUGUGGUUCUCAGUCAUUACCGGCUUGCUUUUGCUUGCUCCGUCGCUGCUGGCUGAAGAACACUGGUGGCAGCAUGCCAACUUUUAUCAGAUUUAUCCACGAUCGUUCAAAGACAGUGAUGGCGAUGGGGUGGGCGAUUUGCGGGGCAUAAUGGAAAAGGUGCCCUAUCUACGUCGCGAGCUAGGCAUCGAUGCGAUAUGGCUGUCGCCGAUCUUCAAAUCGCCGAUGGCCGACUUCGGCUACGACAUUUCCGAUUUUCGUGAUAUACAUUUCGAAUUUGGGACAAUUGCCGAUUUGGAAGCAUUAGCUGCCACCUGCAAUGCCGAGGGUCUGAAGCUGAUCUUGGAUUUUGUUCCCAACCAUAGCAGCGAUGAGAGCGAUUGGUUCAUAAAGUCCGUGAACAAAGACCCAACCUACAGUGAUUACUACGUUUGGCACCCGGGAAAGACGCUGGCCAAUGGAACGCGUGUGCCUCCCUCGAACUGGGUGAGCGUAUUCCGCGGCCCUGCCUGGGAGUGGAACGACGUCCGGAAGGAGUACUAUCUCCAUCAGUUUCUCGUUAAGCAGCCCGACCUGAACUACCGCAAUCCGGCACUGGUACAAGAAAUGAAAGAUGUGAUAAAAUUCUGGCUGGACAAAGGUGUGCACGGAUUCCGCAUCGAUGCCGUACCGUAUCUCUUUGAGUCUACGCCGGUCAAUGGAAUGUAUCCGGACGAAGAAAAGAGUGGGGAAACCGACGAUCCGGAUAAUCCUUCGUAUUUAGUGCAUACGCUCACGCAAAAUCUGAACGAAACGUUUGAUAUGGUGUACCAAUGGAGGAAGGUUGUCGAUGACUACAAGCAAGAGAAACAAUCCGAAGAUAUAGUGCUGAUGGCAGAAGCGUACACUCCCCUGAUGAACAUUAUUCGUUUAUUUGGAGAUGAAAAUUCGGAAGGAGCGCACGUUCCGUUCAAUUUUGAGGUGCUUAGCAAUACGUUCAAGGAUACGACGGGCAAACAAUUUCACGACAAUAUCAAGCGUUGGCUUGAUGUGGUACCAUCAAAUAGGUUCUCGAAUUGGGUGCUCGGCAAUCAUGACAACAAACGAGUAUCGUCCCGCCUAGGUGUCGCACGUGCAGAUCUAUACCAAAUAGCGUUAAAUGUGCUUCCGGGCAUUGCCGUUACCUACAACGGCGAUGAGCUAGCGAUGGAGGACGUGUUCAUUUCGUGGAAGGAUACUAUUGACCCGGCGGCAUGUAACUCUAAUGCCAAGGACUAUUUGAUGUACAGUCGAGAUCCGGUCCGAACCCCAUUCCAGUGGGAUGAUUCGGUCAGUGCCGGGUUUUCCACUAAUCGCUCCACCUGGCUACCGGUUGCACCGAACUACAAAACUCUCAACUACAAGGCACAGAAAGACGCGCCACGUUCCCAUGUGAAAAUAUUUAAAGCACUCGUUCGUCUGCGCAAGCAGCGAACGUUGCGCGAGGGCACGAUGGAAAUGCAGCUUGUAGGGGAGAACAUAAUCGUAAUCAAGCGACACUUGGACGGCGUGAGCACCAUUGUGGCCGUGCUAAACUUUAACAAAACGACAGAAACCAUCAAGCUAUCGUCCGUCUUUCAAGGGUUGCCAUCCGCGUUCGAGGUGAUUACAUCAUCCAUGCAAACAAACUACAUAGAUGGAACGGUCGUGGGAAGAGAUGAAAUCACCCUGCCCGCUGAUGCAGCAAUUGUUCUGGAAGGAAAUGUUGAGAACGGCAUUUAAUUUUAGCGAAUUUGCGUAUCACGCCAAACCUAAAGCCAUAGAGUUAAAAAAAGAAGAAACAAGUGUCUGGGAAGCUCGUGGUCCCAUGAAUUGAGAGAAAGACAAGUAAAUUACUAUACUAAUAUCACAACUUUGAAAAAGUAUACUUUACAGUUAGGCAAGAAAAAUGAACCUUCUGCAUAAUUUCCAAAUAAAUAUUUCGGGCUAACACGCGGAUUGAGUAAAGCGUGAUUAA